Tarenaya hassleriana is the source of this 2946-nucleotide messenger RNA. Its product is annotated as phosphatidylinositol 4-phosphate 5-kinase 1. Gene Ontology annotation, molecular function: 1-phosphatidylinositol-4-phosphate 5-kinase activity; ATP binding. The transcript is spliced from 8 exons. Bases 348 to 2621 code for a protein of 757 amino acids. The record is from RefSeq and is a predicted model, not a curated record. Lineage: Eukaryota; Viridiplantae; Streptophyta; Magnoliopsida; Brassicales; Cleomaceae. Gene Ontology annotation, biological process: phosphatidylinositol metabolic process.
CCUUUAUCCCCUUCUUCUUCUUCCUCUUUCUAUUAUUUUCUGUUCUUGUGGCGUUUGUGGGAUUCUCGCCAGGCCUCUUCCUCUCAGAUUUAGAAAAUUUCCUUUAAAGGAAACAAUCUGAAGAUUUCCACAGUUUUUUCCGUCUCAGAUUUCAACGAAUCCGCAGCUUAAGUCACCUGGAAAUGCUUGUUUCCUUCAGGGGCUUGCUCAUUUUCCGGCGAAUCUAGCUGCCGUCCGUGAAGACGAAGGAAGCCCUAGGAAUCGAACGAAGCGAAUGCCGUUUCUGAGAUUGUAGAGAUUCUGAAAAAUCUGGGUGAGGCUUAAAAAGGUUGUCUGAUGAGUAGAAGAUGCGUGAAGCGCUGCUGAGCGAAGAAGCCACUGACGUUUCAUCGAGCAGCAGUGUCGGCGACAAGAAGGUUGCGGAAGAGGACAAGACUGAUACCACCGUGUUCAGGCGAAUCGGCGAAGAAGACGAGAGAACCGACGAUUUGUUGUUACUAGCCCUGUCGCCGAUGGUUCGAUCGAGAUCUCAUGGAACGACGAGGCGCGUGACUCCCACGCCUUCCGUGGACGUGGAGAAGCCGCUACCAAACGGGGAUCUCUACAUCGGGAGCUUCUGCGGAGGAGUUCCUCACGGAUCGGGAAAGUAUCUGUGGAAGGAUGGGUGUAUGUACGAAGGCGAGUGGAAGCGCGGCAAGGCGUCGGGGAAGGGGAAGUUCUCGUGGCCGAGUGGAGCCACGUACGAGGGCGAGUUCAAGUCCGGGAGGAUGGAAGGGUUCGGAACCUUCACCGGAGCCGACGGCGACACGUAUCGCGGCUCGUGGGUCGCCGACCGGAAGCAGGGACACGGGCAAAAGCGGUAUGCGAACGGCGACUUCUACGAGGGGACAUGGCGGCGGAAUCUCCAAGACGGUCGAGGCCGCUACGUGUGGAGGAACGGGAAUCAGUACACCGGAGAGUGGAGGAAUGGGAUGAUCUCAGGGAAGGGUGUUCUUGUUUGGCCGAAUGGAAAUCGUUACGAAGGGCAAUGGGAAAGUGGAAUCCCUAAAGGGAAUGGGACUUUCACUUGGGCUGAUGGAAGCAGUCGUGUUGGUACAUGGAACGAAGGUAACCUCGCGAAGAACUUCAAUGGCAUCGAUAAGAACGAUUUGGUCGUGACGACAACGAGGAAGAGAUCCUCUGUUGAUAGCGGAGCUGGAAGCUUGAGCGGGGAGAAGUUCUUCCCGAGAAUCUGCAUAUGGGAAUCCGAUGGAGAAGCCGGGGAUAUAACUUGCGACAUCGUCGAUAAUGUCGAAGCUUCAAUGAUUUACAGGGACAGAAUCUCCGUGGAUCGAGAUGGGUUUCGUCAGUUGAGGAAAAACCCUUGCUGUUUCAGCGGCGAGGCGAAGAAACCUGGACAGACGAUCUCGAAAGGGCAUAAGAAGUACGAUCUGAUGCUCAACUUGCAACUAGGGAUCAGAUACUCUGUCGGAAAGCACGCUUCCAUUGUUCGAGACCUCAAACAGAGUGAUUUCGAUCCGAGGGAGAAAUACUGGACAAGGUUUCCUCCCGAAGGUUCCAAGACGACGCCUCCUCAUCAGUCGGUGGAUUUCCGGUGGAAAGAUUAUUGCCCAUUGGUCUUCAGACGUCUGAGGGGGCUCUUCCAAGUCGAUCCAGCUGAUUACAUGUUAGCAAUCUGUGGAAACGAUGCUCUUAGGGAGCUUUCUUCACCGGGAAAGAGUGGAAGCUUCUUUUACCUCACCCAAGACGACAGAUUCAUGAUCAAAACCGUGAAGAAAUCAGAAGUCAAGGUGCUUCUAAGGAUGCUUCCAAGUUACUAUCGUCACGUUUGCCAGCACGAAAAUUCGCUCGUGACCAAGUUCUACGGUGUGCAUUGCGUCAAACCCAUUGGUGGCCAGAAGACACGGUUUAUCGUCAUGGGCAACUUGUUCUGCUCUGAGUAUAGAAUCCAAAGACGGUUUGACCUUAAAGGAUCUUCCCAUGGCCGCACCACUGCCAUGCCCGAAGGGGAAAUCGACGAGACCACGACCCUUAAGGACCUCGAUCUCAAUUUCGUGUUUCGUCUUCAGAGAAAUCGAUACCAGGAGCUGAUCAAGCAGAUAAAACGAGACUGCGAGUUCUUGGAAUCAGAGGGAAUAAUGGAUUAUAGCCUUUUAGUUGGCCUUCACUUCCGCGAUGACAACACUGGAGACAAGAUCGGGCUGUCCCCAUUUGUCCUGAGAUCUGGUAGGAUAGAUUCAUACCAGAACGAGAAAUUCAUGCGCGGUUGUCGGUUCCUUGAAGCUGAGCUACAGGAUAUGGACCGGAUUUUAGCUGGCAGGAAACCCUUGAUCCGACUGGGCUCAAACAUGCCGGCUAGAGCGGAGAGGGUCGCUAGAAGGAGCGAUUUCGAUCAUCGGUCGGGGGGAGGAACCAACCACUCGGCACACGGGGAAGUGUACGAGGUGGUUCUGUACUUUGGGAUCAUAGACAUUUUGCAAGACUACGACAUAAGCAAGAAGAUAGAGCACGCUUACAAGUCCCUACAGGCGGACCCUUCUUCCAUCUCUGCCGUUGAUCCUAAGCUCUACUCCAAGAGGUUCCGAGAUUUCAUCAGCAGGAUCUUCAUCGAAGAUGGGUAAGAGCAGCAAGGAUAUAAUGGAGAGAGAUGAUCAGAAGAGUGUGAUUCAUUGGAGACUGCGGGGUUUCUCCAAAUCCCGAAACUACCCCUCUGGUGAGACCUGUUUGGUCGGGGGUAAAAGGGUAAUUUUACCAUUGGUGAAUAUACCAUAGUGAUGAUGAAAAAAAUUUUGGGGGGCGUUUUUUUUUUGUGUAUGUGGUGAAUCAAAGAUGGAUGAAAAUAGAAACAAAAAGAGAAGACAGUGGGGUGAUGUGGAAUAAGAUAUGUGUGUACAGAAAAGGAUGGGCGGUUUAUUUAAUUCCAUUAAUUUAAUUUCCUCUCUCUUA